Anastrepha obliqua is the source of this 912-nucleotide messenger RNA. RefSeq names its product homeobox protein abdominal-A homolog. Lineage: Eukaryota; Metazoa; Arthropoda; Insecta; Diptera; Tephritidae. The record is from RefSeq and is a predicted model, not a curated record. Gene Ontology annotation, biological process: negative regulation of transcription by RNA polymerase II; anterior/posterior pattern specification. Gene Ontology annotation, molecular function: DNA-binding transcription factor activity, RNA polymerase II-specific; RNA polymerase II cis-regulatory region sequence-specific DNA binding. Bases 1 to 453 code for a protein of 150 amino acids. Gene Ontology annotation, cellular component: nucleus. The transcript is spliced from 2 exons.
AUGAAAUGCGAUUUAGCGCGUCGAUUGCCAAUUUUCCAGCCACGAUCGGGUAGCGGUUCAGCAGAGCAGAGUGCAACGUUGCAAAGCGGCAACAACCCACGUGCAACCAUUUGCACUGCAUUUAACUUGCCACAUUCAAAGAUCAGUACAAAUGGCCUCCGAAGACGUGGUCGGCAAACGUAUACCCGCUACCAGACGCUCGAAUUGGAAAAGGAAUUCCACACCAACCACUAUUUGACCCGCCGGCGAAGAAUCGAAAUGGCGCAUGCUCUCUGCCUCACCGAACGACAGAUCAAGAUCUGGUUCCAGAAUCGACGAAUGAAAUUGAAAAAGGAAAUUCAGGCGAUCAAAGAGCUUAACGAGCAGGAAAAACAAGCGCAAGCGCAGAAGGCGGCAGCACAAGCGGCGGCAGCAGCGGCGGCGCAGGCGCAACACAUAGGCGAUCAAAACUAGGAAAAAACCAUCACAAAUUAUUCAUAUUAUAGUUAUAAUAAUAUUAAUAGUAAUAAUAAUGAUAAUGAUAAUAAUAGCAACAACAAUAAUCCUAAUGCUAAUUCUACUUUUAACAAUAACUAUACAAUUAAUUCAACCACAACAGCAGCAGUAAGAAACCGACCAACAACACCAACACCAACACAUACCCAUGCAAUAGCGGCAAAAAUUUGCAAUAGCAAAAUGUCAACGUCAUCGUCCACAUUGAUGCCGUUGUCUUUGCCAUCGCCGUCGUUGUCAGCAUCAUCGUCACCCGCAUACCACACAUACACACACACAGCGAAUGAAAAUACCAGUAAUUUUAUCGAUAGUUUAAGCAAUGCAAAUAUUAAGUAUAAUAGAUUGAAUUUUAUUCUAAACCGAAACAUUUACGAGUAUACGGCACUGAGUGGUGGGCACAAGUUCUAUUGAAAUGCGUCG